AUGGGCGCGGCAGCCGCCCACGCGCCAAAGAAGGAGGGCGACAUCUCGUCCGUCUUUGUCUCCCUCUCCGGAGAGACGCGGGAACCGUUACCAGAGCGGUUCCGUACCCUCAAGCAGAACCUGGUGGCCGGACAUGAGGACGCCGUGGUAAAGUCGUGGUCCAGACUUUUGAAAUCGCUGAGAGAAGAAAACGAGACCAUCGCGGCCAAGGGCCCUGCCAUCAUCCCCAGCGUCGAAUUUUCCAGCCUGGACAGCGACAUUGACCACCUCAAAGACGAGAUGAAGAAACGCGGCGCGGUAGUUGUUCGAGGCGUCGUGGACGAGAAGGAAGCGCGGGGCUACAAAGAAGAGGUGGAAGCAUAUGUCCGCAAAAACCCAUCGACAAAAGCCUUCCCUGCCGACAACCCGCAAGUCUACGAGCUGUACUGGUCCCUCCCGCAGCUCAAAGCCCGCGGCCACCCGAACCUGCUAAAGGUCCAGACGGCGCUCAUGCGCGACCUCUGGAACAAGUCCCCCUCGGCGGCCAUCUCGCUCCAGCCGCUGACAUACGCGGACCGCCUGCGCAUCCGCCAGCCCGGAGACGCGACGUUCGCCCUCGGCCCGCACAUCGAUGGCGGGUCCCUGGAGCGUUGGGAGCGCGACGGGUACGGCAAGACGGGGACGUACGACGCCAUCUUCCGCGGCGACUGGGAGGGGUACGACCCGUGGGAGGUCAGCGCGCGCGUGCACGCCGUGCAGGACCUGUACAACGGCGCCGGGGCGUGCAGCAUGUUCCGCAUGUUCCAGGGGUGGCUGAGCAUGAGCGACGCCGGGCCGCGGGAGGGGACGUUGUUGGUCAACCCGCUGGUGAAGCACACGACGGCGUACCUCCUGCUCCGGCCGUUCUUCCAGCCCCUGCGGGAGGACGUCAGCGGGGCGGAGUUCCUGAGGGAGGAGAACUGGGUGUUUACGGCGGGCGAGGGCAUGAGUUCGGAGUUGCACGGGGCGACGGCGGGACACUGUCAGGAGCUAAACGGCAAGCUGCACCCGCAUCUGGAGCUGGGACGGACGAUGGUGCACAUGCCCAAGAUCAAGCCGGGCGACUUUGUGGCGUGGCAUGCGGAUCAGAUCCACGCUGUUGACAUGGUGCACGAGGGCAAGGGGGAUUCCAGUGUGUUGUACAUCCCCGUGUGUCCCCUGACGGACCAGAACGUGUGGUAUCUUAAAAGGCAGAGGGAAGCGUUCUUGGAGGGGCUGCCUGGGCCAGACUUCCCUGGCGGCCAGGGGGAGAGAGAUCAUGUGGGCAGACCUGGCGAGGAUGCCAUUGUCGCACCAGAGGCGCGGAGGGCGAUGGGUCUCGAGGCUUUGCAGGUUGCUGGGGAGGGCGAGGGGGAGAGGGCCUUGCUGAAGCGGGCCAACGAGUACAUGGGCUUUUGA
Molecule: messenger RNA, 1416 nt
Organism: Colletotrichum chrysophilum
Lineage: Eukaryota; Fungi; Ascomycota; Sordariomycetes; Glomerellales; Glomerellaceae
Exons: 2
Coding region: 1-1416 (471 amino acids)
Source: RefSeq, a predicted model, not a curated record